AUGAGUGACUUCGAAACUACAGUCAACGAAUUUAUCUAUGACAACGAAUCGGACGGUACAUGGGAAAAUAUCCAAUACCCAGACACACAAAAAUGUGAGACAAAAUCGUUCUUCAAGGCAACGCCACAACAACUCAAAAUCCGCAUCAUCGUCAACACGCGGUAUUCCAUUCAACAAUUUCAAAUGUUUUUCACGAACAUCACUCUGGUCACAAGCUUAAUUUCAAACAUAUUUUCAACAGAAGAUGUGACAGAAGACCACGUCAAAUUAGUUGGGGUGUCUUACGUUUCAAAGAAACUCGAGGCAGUCACUUUCCGAUACAAAAUUAUUCAACUUGCGUCGUAUGAAACACUUUUGUUGUGUGGGGACUUCAAUCCUAAGCUUUGGGACCACAUCGUCUUGUACGCGAAAGACAUCAAAACACAGACGAAGUUCAUUUUGGAAGUUUCUAUUCCACGAGACAAGUUGAAUGGGAAUUUGGUGGGGAGGGAAAACUCCGACGACAACAUGCAGAUGGUCCACGCUAUUAUUAACGCACAACGACAAGCAAUCCACAACAUAUAUUCAAUCCUCAAUAAAGACAAGGAAAACCCUCGAGUCUUUGUGUUACAGCGACAAUUCCAAAUACAAACACAGUACUGCUUCUCAUUUCCAAAUGUCAUUUUUAACGAGAAAUUUCUGAGCAUUUGCGCCAACUCCGAUUUCUCAGAAAUCAUCGUCAAAGGGUUUUAUUUCUAUAAUUUGCCCUUUCUCACUGUCAUUCGACUCUUCCAAAAAUACGCAAACGCGUCGAUACUGUUCCCUCACAGAAAGAUUCUCGAAAAGAACAAUAAGUUCUGUCUCGAGCACGCCGAGUCACCAUACUUUGGUCGGAAUGUUGUUAAAACUGACUUGUUUCGUGGUAUAUUGUCGCAAGAGAGUGGACUCUUUAUUGGGUGUCAGAGUCUCAACACGGACAUUUGCAAAGUGUGCAACGCGAAGAACCCGUCCGAAAAAUUUUCGGUUGUAUUUAGCGGCGAACAAAUUGAAUGGGACGGAACAGACACACGGUCGUCCUGGUUUUACCACUACUUCACACCCGAGCUCAAAUUGAUGGACAAAGAAACGCGUAAGGCGCUUAUGAAGCAACUGAUAGUCGUGUUUUUAGUCACACGCGUUGUUAUAGUAAGCGACGUUCCUGUGCCGAACCCACCGUUCGAGGGAAAUAUAUUGGAACGCGGAAUUGCCCUUCAAAAACUCGUUCUCCGAACGCAGUUCAGUUGUUUGUUGAAAAGAAAAAUGAAAAAGGAGAACCACUUUUACAACGUCGAAGUCAAAAUGAAUCCAAACACAGCCAACUGUUUUUUACAUGUAAAAAGUGAAGUAAUUGUGAACAUUACGCGAUUUCUUGGAAUAAAGGACAUCUCCCGCUUUGCUCGGACGACAAAACAAAUGUACCAAAUCAUUCGAAACUCGGACGAUGUUUGGAAAAUGAAAUACACCAAAUUGUGCAACAUGGUGAGUUACCAGAAGUACGCGAUUCAGUACACCAAAGCAAAAGAAAGUGACUACUACACGGCAGUAAAGAAAGAACAAAUACUUCUCCACAACUGGGAAAAUGGGAGGAUUCUUCAAAAAAGAAACGUUCCGUUCUCGAACAGCCCCAUCUCGAAAAUAUGUUUUGGGAACCACGGCGAAAUCAUUGUUGGGAGUUACGGUGGGUCGUUGGUUGUUGGGAAAACAGAAGAAGUCGAAAGAGGGACAGUGACACAACGGUUAGUACUCCCGUCGUCGGUUAACAGCUUAGACUUCGAGGUGUACGACGACGUGAUUUUAGUUGCCAAACAGAAUGGGACGAUUGAGAGUUACUCGAACGACGCAAACGAUACAAAAAGUGCGCAUAUCUACAAAUGUGUCACAGACGAAAUGCCGUUGUUCCAAAGAGUCGAUCUUGUAAAAGACAAGACGAUAUUGGGAAUUAACAGUAACGAGGUGUAUCACUACGACACGUUUGCAAAAAGAAUCAAACAGCUCAUCCGACCAGACAGUUACGAGAUUUUGUCGGCUUCUUUUUUCGACGAGCAAAUUGUCAUCACAAACAACUGUGUGGGGACAUUUCGUGGGUUUGACAUGAGGUGUCGCGAAGUCGUUUUCGAGCGGCAAAACCCGGCAAAAGUUCCCGUUGCUUUGGAUUACUUUGGCGAUUAUGUCUUUGUUGGGAAUCAAGAUGGCGAGGUGCAGAUGUUUGACGUUCGGAAAAAGGACUUCUUUGUAGUUCGACCAGUGAACGAGUAUGGAAUAUCAAUGAUCGACUUGUGGAAUAAAAAGGGAGUAGUUGUUGGGGUGGACAAUAAAGUUGCUGGGUUUACGUGUAACGGGAAGUGGAUUGGGUCUGUCCGCCCCAUCCUCAAUCCCUGUCGAAAAAUAGGGUGUGUGCGCAUUGUUGAUGAUGGGCUGUACUGUGGAUUAGAGAAUGGCAAUCUAAUUGUUGUCGACUUCAAACCGAAUGAAUAG
Entamoeba invadens IP1 is the source of this 2493-nucleotide messenger RNA. RefSeq lists its product as hypothetical. The record is from RefSeq and is a predicted model, not a curated record. Bases 1 to 2493 code for a protein of 830 amino acids. Gene Ontology annotation, molecular function: protein binding. Lineage: Eukaryota; Evosea; Mastigamoebida; Endamoebidae. The transcript has a single exon.